Molecule: messenger RNA, 552 nt
Organism: Parnassius mnemosyne (clouded apollo)
Lineage: Eukaryota; Metazoa; Arthropoda; Insecta; Lepidoptera; Papilionidae
Source: the annotation of a GenBank genome assembly
AUGCGACCAUUUAACAUAGUUGAAGGUAAAGGCUUUUUACGACUUGUGAAAGAACUAGAACCUACUUUUAAAGCUCCCUGUUCAAAAUAUUUAAAGAAAAGAACUACGGAAAAGUACGAAGCUUAUGUUGCUAUUUCUAAGUCCAGAUUAUCCAAAAUAGACAACUUCUGCCUAACGGUAGAUAUAUGGACAGAGACAAUGAAUGAAGUGGGAUUCAUGGGGGCGGAUAAGCUACGGAAAAUCCAAACGUGCAAUAAUGUUUCAGACGAAUCAGUUUUAAAACUUACUGCAGAUGUAAGAACUAGAUGGAACUCAACAUUUUUUAUGUUAGAACGAUUCCUAAAGUUGAGAAUAGUAAUAUCAGAAAUUGUAGUCGAGAGUGUAGUAGUUCCAAAUUUUCCAAGUGCUGUGGAAAUUCGCAACAUCGGUUCCAAGCGAGUGCUUAUUUUCCAAAGCCGGGGCAACAAUAUCGCAAACAAGGGAUUGUCUCCAAAAUACCUAGAGCAGUUACUGUUUUUGGGAAAUCUUGAUGCUAAAGAGUUUUUUGUUUAA